AUUGGCUGUUUGGUUUGCCAAUCAAAAGGUUGGCCUCAUCAUGCAUCAAAGUUUUCAUUCGCUUAGAAACAAUGCGGUGCUUGUUUCCAGGAAGUAGCACAGCAACGUGACUUCACAUUGCUCCCUUUUAGCUCCCUGUUGCUGCUAGCCUGCAUUUCAAAUUAUAUUUUUUAUCAAGUUUAUACGUUAGGACAGAAAAUGGGUGAUGAUGAAAAGUAUGACGGGAUGUUGCUUGUUAUGGCACAACAGCAUGAAGGAGGUGUACAAGAGGUAAACUACAGCUUGAUAGCAUGCUAACAUUAGCUAGCAAAUUCAUCAUACGACAACUGGUAGCCGGCUAAUUUACGUUAGCUAUAUGACGGGGGAUGGGAAAGUGUCCAGCGUGUGCAUCAUGCAUGAAUAUGGCACCACAAACCUGUAGUUAAUGUUAGUUGCAUAUAUUAAAUAUCACACCAGUAGCGUAAUCGUUAACCAUAGUUUAGCUAGUUAGUUGUGUUUAGGCAUGCUGGUGUGGUAACGCGUUAGUAAGCCAUAGCAAAUAGGCUUGUAAAAGGGUCAGGUUGGCUAUGUAUCAUCUCUAUUGUAAUAUCUAUUCUCCCAACAGUUAGUAAACACGUUUUUCAGCUUCCUCCGGCGUAAAACAGACUUCUUCACGGGUGGAGAGGCAGGUGCACCAGAGAAGGUGAGUCCAUAAUUGGCUACCUAACAGAACAAAUAUGCAUACGUCAAGAGAUACAGAACUGCUAAAGUAGUUAAUCAGUCUAAUCUCCCCAUUCUUUUCCACUCUGUCCGGUUUCCACUAGAUAGCACAAUCACAAAGUAAAAAUUGGCUAUAUCGUAAAAAAUUAUGAAAGCAUCAAUGGUCUUAAUUUAAGGUUAGGGUUAUGCAUAAGGUUAGAAGUAUGGUUUAGGUUAGGAUUAGGUUUAUGACUUUGUGGCUGUGUUACCUAGUGACGACCCCUCUGUCCCCAGCUGGUGAAGGAGUCGUUUGCCCACCACAGUGGUCUUGCCCUGAAGGCCCACAGAGAGAAGGAGAAGAGACAUGAGAAGGAGAAGAGAGAGAAGGCAGAGAGAGCUGCCAAGCUAGCUGAGGAAGAGGAGAAAAAGAAGAGUAAGAACGCAGACGAUGAGCCAAAAAUCAAAGAACUGACAGACGAAGAGGCAGAGAUGCUUCAGUCUGAAAUUGACCAGGUAAGAAAAACUGAUUGUCAUUUAUGAAUUAUUGAUUGAUGUGCUAUACAGACUAGAUUUAACAGUUUGUCUUUGUCUUGAUGAAGCGUAUGUGCACUACUUUAAUGUCUUUGUCUUGUCUUGGUUUCAGCAAAAGAAACAAGAGGAGAAGAAAGAGGCCACAAACACAAAUGCUGUAACUCCAGCUGAGAAAGAAGGGAAAGAGAAGGGAGACAAGGAGGUAAGAGAUUCUGUUGGGAUGCCUCAGUAGAUAAAUGAGCUGUAGAGGUACACCACUGUUUCCCCUGCUAUCGUAUAGGCGGGGCAUCCCACCUGGGUAAAAAACUGAUGCACAAGGGUAUUUUAUGUAUGUUGAAGCUAAUUAAUCACACUCUUCUUAAUUUCUGCCAGACUGAUUCCGACGGAGAAGAGGAGGACAAGGACAAGAUUAAACCCAACGCUGGCAACGGCGCUGACCUGGCCAACUAUCGCUGGACACAGUCCCUGUCUGAAGUGGAUGUGAGUUUAUUUCCUUUUUGCCUUAAGUGAUUACCGUGUAGCUAUGUUCCCUAGUACAUGGAUAUUAAAGUUGUCUAACUGUAGCAUGAUUGUUGCUUUAACUAUAGAGAGGUAUUUUGUGCUCUCGUUAUGCAUGGGCAGCUCCCACUAUUUCAGAGCGGAUGUUGAUUAUCUUUUUGUCCUCAGUCGCUAGGGAUUGCUUAAGUAUUAGGCAAGAUGUAAUCUGGGCAGACAAGGUAAUCAGGCAUUCUGUUCGUUCCUCUUUAUCCUCGCCUCCUAGCUAGUGGUGCCUUCAUUCUAACUGGGUGUUGCCCUCUAUUCCGUCCCCCCAGCUGGUGGUGCCUUUUGAUGUGAAGUUCCGUAUGAAAGGGAAGGAUGUAGUGGUGGACAUCCAGCGUCGUGUGCUGAAGGUGGGUCUGAAGGGCCGUCCUCCUGUGAUCGAGGGACAGCUCUACAACGACGUUAAGGUGGAGGAGAGCUCCUGGCUCAUUGAGGAUGGCAAGGUGGUCACUGUUCACCUGGAGAAGGUACUUGGGAAAGAAUGCUUUUAUUUGAGAUUUAAAAUAUUUCACGCUGAAACCAUUUAAGGCACUAAGUCAUGCCUUGUGUCUGUUUCAGAUCAACAAGAUGGAGUGGUGGAAUAAGAUAGUGACCACGGAUCCUGAACUCAACACGAAGAAGAUCUGUCCUGAGAACUCUAAGGUAACCAAUGCCAAGCUACUGAUGCAAGGCUCACUGUAUAUUGCAAGAGAGAACAUGUGAUUAGUCUCCUCUAUUUAAAAGUAAAAGGGUAAUUUACAGUUGGAAGUCGGAAGUUUACAUACAGUUAGGUCGGAGUCAUUAAAACUUGUUUUUCAACCACUCCAUAAAUGUUUUGUUAACAAACUAUAGUUUUGGCAAGUCGGUUAGGACAUCUACUUUGUGCAUGACACAAGUAAUUUUUCCAACAAUUGUUUACAGACAGAUUAUUUCACUUAUAAUUCACUGUAUCACAAUUCCAGUGGGUCAGAAGUUUACAUACACUAAUGGCUUUAGAAGCUUCUGAUAGGCUAAUUGACAUAAUUUGAGUCAAUUGGAGGUGUACCUGUGGAUGUAUUUCAAGGCCUACCUUCAAACUCAGUGCCUCUUUGCUUGGUGUCAUGGGACAAUCAAAAGAAAUCAGCCGACCUCAGAACAUUUUUUUGUAGACCUCCACAAGUCUGGUUCAUCCUUGGGAGCAAUUUCCAAACGCCUGAAGGUACCACAUUCAUCUUUACAAAAAAUACUACGCAAGUAUAAACACCAUGGAACCACGCAGCCGUCAUACCGCUCAGUAAGGAGACGCGUUCUGUCUCCUAGAGAUGAACGUACUUUGGUGUGAAAAGUGCAAAUCAAUCCCAGAACAACAGCAAAGGACCUUGUGAAGAUGCUGGAGGAAACAGGUACAAAAGUAUCUAUAUCCACAGUAAAACGAGUCCUAUAUCGACAUAACCUGAAAGGCCGCUCAGCAAGGAAGAAGCCACUGCUCCAAAACCGCCAUAAAAAAGCCAUACUACGGUUUGCAACUGCACAUGGGGACAAAGAUCGUACUUUUUGGAGAAAUGUCCUCUGGUCUGAUGAAACAAAAAUAGAUAUGUUUGGCCAUAAUGACCAUCGUUAUGUUUGGAGGAAAAAAGGGGAUGCUUGCAAGCCGAAGAACACCAUCCCAACCGUGAAGCACGGGGGUGACAGCAUCAUGCUGUGGGGGUGCUUUGCUGCAGGAGGGACUGGUGCACUUCACAAAAUAGAAGGAAAAUUAAGUGGAUAUAUUGAAGCAACAUCUCAAGAUAUCAGGCAGGAGGUUAAAGCUUGGUCGCAAAUGGGUCUUCUAAAUGGACAAUGACCCCAAGCAUACUUCCAAAGUUGUGGCAAAAUGGCUUAAGGACAACAAAGUCAAGGUAUUGGAGUGGCCAUCACAAAGCCCUGACCUCAAUCCUAUAGAACAUUUGUGGGCAGAACUGAAAAAGCAUGUCCGAGCAAGGAGGCCUACAAACCUGACUCAGUUACACCAGCUCUGUCAGGAGGAAUGGGCCAGAAUUCACCCAACUUAUUGUGGGAAGCUUGUGGAAGGCUACCUGAAACGUUUGACCCAAGUUAAUCAAUUUAAAGGCAAUGCUUCCAAAUACGAAUUGAGUGUAUGUAAACCUCUGACCCACUGGGAAUGUGAUGAAAGAAUAAAAGCUGAAAUAAAUCAUUCUCUCUACUAUUAUUCUGACAUUUCACGUUCUUGAAAUAAAGUGGUGAUCCUAACUGACCUAAAACAGGAAUUGUGAAAAACUGAGUUUAAAUGUAUUUAGCUAUGGUGUAUGUAAACUUCCGACUUCAACUGUAUCUCCCGCUCAUUAAAACUCUUUCCCUCACCGUCCAUCUCUCUCACCCUCAAUCUCUCUCUCCUCUUCGAUCUCUAUCUCCCUCCCUCUAUCUGUUUUCCUGCUGUCUCAGCUGUCCGAUCUGGAUGGGGAGACCCGUGGUAUGGUGGAGAAGAUGAUGUACGACCAGAGACAGAAGUCCAUGGGUCUACCCACCUCCGAAGAGCAAAAGAAACAAGACAUCCUCAAAAAGUAGCUUUCAGCACUUUGGUUAUAGCACCAUCAUAUAGCAUGUCCAUCAUGAUAACGUUUAAGUAUCAUUUGGAAGACCCAUUUGCGACCAAGCUUUAACUUCCUGACUGAUAUCUUGAGAUGUUGCUUCAAUAUAUCCACUUAAUUUUGUCUUCACAUAUACAGUGAAAAGUUUGACCCAUCUCAAUCAUCCUUGGGACUUAACUACUGACAUAGAAUUGAGUAGUUAAUAUUAUACCUACGGACAGGAAAUGUUCGCUUUGCUGUUAACUUUCUCGCAGGUCAAAGGUCAAUUACGGGUGCAUAUUUUUCCUUAUGCACAGGUGUGUAACCUGUACAAGUGUGUGGUGUGAAAUGGAAAGGAGUUUUUUUGCAAAUCCCACUCCCCCUGAGACACCCUCGGAGAAUGCAGUCACAGCCAGGGAUCAGCAGUUAUUGAAGGCGACCCUGGAGCAAUUAGGGUUAAGUGCCUUGCUCAAUGACAGAUUGACACAUUUUUCACCUAGUCGGCUCGGGGAUUUGAACUAGCAACCUUUCGGUUAAUGGGCCAACGCUCUAACCACUAGGCACCCACUUGGCGCUUUGCUUUUUAUUGUCUAACAUGUUUCAGGAGCUACUGUAUAGUUUAACAGAGCCAUAGAAUGGAGGUAAAAUGUGAAUUUGAAAGCAGACUGCCUCCUCUGUCUCCUCCUGUCAAGGUCAGGUCACAUAAUCAUUGCAGCCAUAAACGCAAAAUGAGACGUCUGUACCAGCUUCCCUACGGAGUCAGGGACCAGAGCUGACCUCGCUUGUUGCUCCUCUACCAUCAUAAUAACCAAGGUGUCUGGGGAGGGAACAUGUCUCCCAUUGCACUCAUUUUUUAUGAGUAGUGCAUAAGUUAUCCUAUUCAAAGUCAGGGACCCACACUGACCUCGGCCUUUAUUGUUCAGUCAGUCCCAAGGUGUUUGUGGGAAAAUAAUGUCUCCAACUGUUUAACUUUUGUUAUAUGAGCAGGUGGAUUGCACAGUUUAUGUGCCCUGUUUUUUAUUGAAGAAAAAGUUAUAUGCAGUUAACAUGCUACAUAGUCUUGUGAAUAUGCUCCAUAUUCUAAAGAUGACAAGACAAUGACAAUGUCCUUAUUUCCUCCGCGAUGUGACAAUUUGAGGUGCAUUAGUGAUGGUUGGCAAAUAUUUCCGCAAUGUUUUGUGAUCUCUGUAUGACUCGCUGGACUAGUACAGGUAGAAGGACCAUUACACUGAGAUAAAGGGUGUGUACGGGAUAGAGGGAAGGAGCUGUAGCCGUCUGAGAUGGAUGUAGAGGACAGUCUCUUGACUGUGGAGGUUAUUAACCCCUUCUAGUUUCUGCCACAAGCAAGGCCAGCGUUAGGUUACCCUUGUUCACCUGUUGCUUACUAGAAACCCUGAUCUAGGGAAGGAGCCGUCGGAGAUGCACUCUCUUCUCAGAGUUCAGGUGUUAUUAACCCCUUCUACUUCCUGUCCUGGUCAUGACGAGGCGAGGCCAAUGAUAGGUUAGCUGUGGUUGCUCACCUGUGGCUGGUUUUAUGUGUGUCAUUCUGCCUCGCCUCACAUUUCCUCUCUUGUUUAUGAGUGUCCUAUUCAUAAGAUCUGGUACACUUACUAGUGUUAGACUUACUGUAUGUUCAUUACUGUGUGACACAAUAGAAGAAAUCCAAAUCAAAUUUUAUGUCACAUGCGCCAAAUACAACAGGUACCUCACAGUGAAAUGCUUAUUUACAAGUCCUUAACCAACAAUGCAGUUUUAAGAAAAAAUAAGUAUUAAGUAAAAAAUAGAUAAAUAAAAAUAACAAAUAAUUAAAGAGCAGCAGUAAAAUAACAGUAGCAGUAUAAAUCCUUUAUAAAUGGAUGUUAGUCUGAUAUGGUUACUUUGUAGGUAUUGGACGAUAAUAGGCAAAAAAAUAUUAUAUCUACAUUUUCCUGAUGUGGAGGUAAGAAAACAAAGAUAUAGGUCAAUAUUGCUAAGAAAAUAUUGGCUAUCGGUAUCACCCCAAAGUUCCACAUCGGUGCAUCUCUAACCGGCGUCACUGUGCUGCUACCAGCUUUGCUUCCUCCGCUGUUCCUGUCCCCUUACUGGGCUCAAAGCUGGGAUGAGUUUAUCAGGUGUAAUCUGAUUUACACAUGGCUAGUAUACUGUCCUCAAGCUAGAUGCAGUUAAAUAGAAUGGCGCAUAUGAAAGUGUAUAGAAACCUUGAAUGAGGCAGAACAGCUAGUCUUGCGAACUCCUAUGGUUGUUGUCAUUGCCAAAUCCUUGUAGCCUGGGACCAGGCUGCUCUUUCACUGUUCAGACUCCAUGAUGUGACCCCCCCCCCCGUCAUUGUGUUCCAGGUUCAUGUCGCAGCACCCAGAGAUGGAUUUCUCUAAAGCCAAAUUCAGCUGAGACGUCGCUGUCGUUCCCCAAACAACCCUCCAUACCCUUCUGUGCUCUUACUCUGCCCAGGAAAACAACGACUGAGUCCUUACCAAACCCAACCUCCGGCGCCGAUGUUACAGUUGAAUUGAAUCCCCCCCCCCCCCCCCCAUAUCUUUCUCUUCUCUUCUCUUUCUGUCUCUCAUCACCCUUUUCUGUAGUCCUGAGGUGCUGGCUUCUUGUUAGUCUCAUUCCUGUAACAGAAAUGUGAUGACUGUAAUAACUCCCAUCUCUGUUCCAUGUGUUACAGUGUUCUGAAUGUUUAAAGAAAUGUUUGGAGCCUUUUUUAUAUAUAUAUAUAUAUAU
Molecule: messenger RNA, 6998 nt
Organism: Coregonus sp. 'balchen'
Lineage: Eukaryota; Metazoa; Chordata; Actinopteri; Salmoniformes; Salmonidae
Source: the annotation of a GenBank genome assembly